Molecule: messenger RNA, 1044 nt
Organism: Parnassius mnemosyne (clouded apollo)
Lineage: Eukaryota; Metazoa; Arthropoda; Insecta; Lepidoptera; Papilionidae
Source: the annotation of a GenBank genome assembly
AUGGAAUCAAAAAUAUCUUAUUUUAUUAUUUUAUUGUGCUCGCUUUUGAUUUCUAUUACAGAAGGAAUAGAUAUACCUGAGCAGUUUCAAAAAUCUAAUCAUACCAAUAAUUGGGCCGUUUUGGUUGACACAUCCCGGUUUUGGUUUAAUUACCGGCACGUAGCGAAUGUGUUAUCAAUUUAUCGGAGCGUUAAACGACUCGGGAUCCCGGACAGUCAGAUUAUCUUGAUGAUCUCAGAUGAUAUGGCCUGCAACCCGCGAAAUCCACGUCCUGCUACUAUAUUUAAUAAUGCCCAUGAACUGAUAAGUGUUUAUGGAGAUGAUGUGGAGGUGGAUUACAGGGGCUAUGAAGUUUCAGUGGAAAACUUUGUCAGGCUUUUAACUGGGCGUGUUCAUCCUGAUACUCCCCGCUCCAAGAGAUUGCUCACUGAUGAAGGCAGUAACAUACUUAUAUAUCUGACUGGUCAUGGUGGUGAUGGUUUUCUUAAGUUCCAGGACUCCGAAGAAGUUACUAGUCAAGAGUUAGCUGAUGCUCUUGAACAAAUGUGGCAAAAAAGAAGAUAUAAUGAAAUUUUCUUCAUUAUAGACACUUGUCAGGCUUCAUCAAUGUAUGAAAAGUUUUACUCACCAAAUAUUCUGGCAACUGCCAGUAGUUUAGUAGGAGAAGAUUCAUUAUCUCAUCAUGUAGAUUCGGCAAUUGGUGUUUACAUCAUUGAUAGAUACACAUAUUAUGUUCUGGAAUUCUUGGAAAAUGUACAGCCCAAUAGUAAAAAAACCAUGUCAGAAUUUUUAGCUGUAUGCCCAAAAAGUGCAUGUUUAUCCACUGUGGGAGUUCGAAAAGAUUUAUUUAAGCGUGAUCCAAGCAAAGUACCUAUAACAGAUUUCUUUGGUUCAGUGAGACCUGUGAUUGUUACAAAAAAACCAAUUGAAAUAUUGGAGACACCAAAGAGGAAGAAGAAAAUCAUUGCAGAGAAUAAAACCAAAGCAGCGGAGAAGAGAGGAUAUCUACCUCAGUUCCCAGUGCAUCUUGUGAAAACUAGCUAA